AUGGGACAUGGAGGGGGACAUACUUGCUGCAACAAACAGAAAGUGAAAAGAGGAUUGUGGUCACCUGAAGAAGAUGAGAAACUCAUCAACUACAUUACUUCCCAUGGCCAUGGCUGCUGGAGCUCCGUUCCUAAACUUGCUGGGCUCCAAAGAUGUGGCAAAAGUUGCAGGUUAAGAUGGAUUAAUUAUCUAAGGCCGGAUUUGAAACGAGGGAGCUUUUCUUCGCAAGAAGCGAGUCUUAUAGUCGACCUACACCGAAUUCUCGGAAACAGAUGGGCACAAAUAGCGAAACAUUUACCAGGAAGGACGGAUAACGAGGUCAAGAAUUUUUGGAAUUCGAGCAUAAAAAAGAAGCUUCUUGCUCAUACCCACCACCACCACCUAUCUAAUCAUGCUCUUGCUACUGCUACCACCACCACCACCACCUUUCCUAACCCUAAAGCCACCAACAUUCAUGUUUCUUUAAGUGGUGAUCAUCAAUAUUAUGAGGGUUUGUUUGAUGCCAACCCUAAUGUGAUCAACCCAUAUCAACCCCAUAUGAUUCAUGACGAUCAAGAUCAUCGUCAUGUCCACACACCACCGCCACCCGCCGCCACCCAACCACCGUUGAUCAAUCUUGAUAAAUGCUUCGUCGGUAUUGAUCCUAGCCCUAUUCUCCCUCCCCUUCCUCCAUCGUUCACCGUCAAUCCAUCUCCGGAAUUCGACCAUCAAUUCCCCACAAUGGAAUUCUUGAACUCCUAUGAUCAUAACAUCCUGAAACCGGAGAAUUAUGACCUCAUCCUUGGCCAAAAUUCGGACCAUCAUCAUAACCAUCAUCCGGAAAUCCCAUUUAAACUUGGCGAUGUCGAAUUGAGCCAACCGAUUGCGAACUCAAACGAGUUGCACACGCCUACAAGUUCUCAAACGGAGUACCUCGAGACUUUCGUGCCAAAUUUUCUGUCGUCUUCACCGCCAUCAUUGGUGUUGCCACAGUUUGUGGUAAGCAAGGUAAGAAGUAUAUAUAAUGUGACUAAUUAA
Cynara cardunculus var. scolymus (artichoke) is the source of this 1017-nucleotide messenger RNA. RefSeq names its product transcription factor MYB26-like. The coding region runs from base 1 to 1017 and encodes 338 amino acids. The transcript is spliced from 3 exons. The record is from RefSeq and is a predicted model, not a curated record. NCBI's taxonomy places the organism in Eukaryota, Viridiplantae, Streptophyta, Magnoliopsida, Asterales, Asteraceae.